Molecule: messenger RNA, 1218 nt
Organism: Neofelis nebulosa (Clouded leopard)
Lineage: Eukaryota; Metazoa; Chordata; Mammalia; Carnivora; Felidae
Gene: ZW10
Product: zw10 kinetochore protein
Exons: 9
Coding region: 103-1089 (328 amino acids)
Biological process (GO): mitotic cell cycle; endoplasmic reticulum to Golgi vesicle-mediated transport; mitotic spindle assembly checkpoint signaling
Cellular component (GO): chromosome, centromeric region; nucleus; RZZ complex
Source: RefSeq, a predicted model, not a curated record
GUUUCCCGGCAGGCCGCGCGCCAACGCCGCUGGCGGCGGGACUGGGACUGCCGCGCUGGCCACGGGAGAGUGACCCCGUCAGCGUUGGUUCCAGUCGUGGCGAUGGCUUCGUUCGUGACGGAGGUUCUGGCACACUCGGGGAGGCUGGAGAAGGAGGAUCUGGGCACUCGGAUCAGCCGCCUGACCCGGCGGGUGGAGGAGAUUAAGGGUGAGGUGUGCACCAUGAUCAGCAAGAAGUAUAGUGAAUUCCUGCCUAGCAUGCAAAGUGCACAGGACCUGGUUACCCAAGUGGAUAAGCUGUCUGAGGACAUUGACUUGCUGAAAUCUAGGAUAGAGAGUGAGGUCCGCCGGGAUCUUCAUGUGUCAACUGCUGAAUUUACAGAUUUGAAGCAACAGUUGGAAAGAGACUCGGUAGUUCUGAAUUUGCUUAAACAGCUGCAAGAGUUUUCUUCUGCUAUUGAAGAAUAUAACUGUGCAUUAACAGAGAAGAAGUAUGUUACUGCUGCUCGGUGUCUGGAAGAGGCACAGAAAUGCUUGAAGUUACUAAAAUCCAGAAAAUGCUUUGAUUUAAAAAUGUUGAAAUCUCUCAGCAUGGAGCUCACAAUACAGAAACAGAACAUACUCUAUCACCUUGGAGAAGAGUGGCAGAAGCUGAUUGUAUGGAAGUUCCCGCCAUCAAAAGAUACCAGCAACUUGGAAUCUUGCCUACAAACAGAACUUCAUUUAUGCAUUGAACAAUCUCAGAAAGAAGAGAAGACCCCUGGGCCACCAAUCAGUUCGGUGCUCUUGGCAUUUUCUAUUCUUGGGGAGCUACAAAUGAAGCUUAAAUCAUUUGGUCAGAUGCUGCUGAAGUAUAUCCUUAGGCCUCUGGCAUCUUGCCCAUCUCUUUAUGCUGUGGUAGAAAGCCAGCCUAACAUCAUUAGUAUUCGUUUUGAAUCUGUAAUGACUGAUUUGGAACAUCCAUCACCUUCUGAAGUUUUUGCAAAGAUCAGACUAGUACUGGAAGUGCUCCAGAAACACCUUCUAGCAGCAAGUUACAGCAGUACGAGGAGAUCAUACAGUCCACUGAAGAAUUUGAAAAUGCCCUAAAGGAGAUGAGGUUUUUGAAAGGAGAUACUACUGAUUUGCUGAAAUAUGCCCGUAACAUCAAUUCUCAUUUUGCUAACAAGAAAUGUCAGGAUGUGAUCGUGGCAGCUAGAAAUCUAAUGACCUCUGAAA